Messenger RNA from Penaeus vannamei (Pacific white shrimp), 918 nucleotides. NCBI's taxonomy places the organism in Eukaryota, Metazoa, Arthropoda, Malacostraca, Decapoda, Penaeidae. The record is from RefSeq and is a predicted model, not a curated record.
AUGCUUGAGAGGGGAGUCCCCUGGGGUAGCCCCUGCACCUGGGUCUUAUGGAUACGAUUACAUUCCUUUCGGCAAAUGUCUAGGACACAGAAGCAAAAAUUUCCUCAUGAACAGUGCCAUUGUCAUGCCAACCCUUCCUCCAACUCCAACCCUCCGUCACCCACUCGUCAGCCCACCCCUCCGUCAGCCCAGCCCACCCUACAUCAGUCCACUCGUCAGCCCUACCAUCCAUCAGCCCAACACUCUGUCAGUCCCAAUCAUCAGCCCUACGAUCCGUCAGCCCAACCAUCCAUCAGUCCUCCACUUGUCCUCCCUACAUCCAUCCCCAUCAUCCCACCCUCCGUCAGCCCACUCGUCAGCUCCGCCCUUUCCAUCAGCCCACCCCUCCGUCAGCCCUCCAUCAGCCCAUCUCCUCAACCCACUCGUCAGCCCUACUAUCCAUCGCCCAUCCAUCAGCCCACUCGUCAGCCCUACCAUCCAUCAGCCCCAUCAGUCCGCCCCCUCAGCCCACCCCGUCAGCCCACUCGUCAGCCCUACUACCAUCCAUCAGCCCAUCCAUCAGCCCACCCCUCCGUCAGCCCACUCGUCAGCCCGCCCCUUCUGUCAGCCCACCGUCAGCCCUCCGUCAGCCCACCAUCCUCGUCUCCGUCGUCAGCCCAGCUGUCCGUCAGCCCACCCCUCCUCAGCCCACUCAUCACCAGCCCUCAGCCACUCCCAUCAUCCCAUCCAUCAGCCCAGCCCUCCGUCAGCAGCCCACUCGUCAUCCCUACCAUCCAUCAGCCCAGCCCUCCGUCAGCCCACUCGUCAGCCCGCCCUUCCGUCAGCCUUCCCCAACGUGACGAAGGUGGCGGGGUCCUCGCGGCGGGAACUGGCUGUGAUUGGCUGAUUGCGUCAUCGAAUCAGGCCGUGAUUGGCUGA